CACUGGAUUUAUUGUGCGGUAAACGGACAACCCAAUUUUUCCAUAAAACCUUGCGUUUCAACGCAGCACAGUUCACGUCUAUUCUCAUAUCUCAAGUCAAACCGUGGUGUGAAACAGAGGACACAUACUGGACUUGGGGUGGAUGCCGACAACUGAGAGAAGAUUGUUUUUGGUUUAGUCAUCGGGCGACAGCAGGAAAGGUGCACGCGUUCAGAUGCUCAGCUGACCCUGGCUUUUUUCCCCCCUUGGCGAUAGCGGGAGAUGCUGCUGGAGUUGCUUUGGCGCCAUUCCGCUCUCUCUGUCUCUCUGCCUUUAAUCUUUCCAUGUUGGGACAAUACAUUUGGCGAAUGGAGAUGUGAAGAGGCUUAAAGUAUGGCAUGCAAAGAUGGUUUCUGCCAAGAAGGAGAUGGUAACUGCGAUGUACCCCAGUUACAUUUCGACUCUCUUCUACUUUUUCUGCUUGAUUGCUUGUGUAAAGAGAAUCUCUGGAACGAUAAAAAAGGAUGACAGAAUAUAUCCCGAGAAUUUCACACGCAUUUUAGACAGACUCCUGGACGGGUAUGACAACAGACUGCGACCUGGAUUUGGGGGUCCGGUGACAGAGGUGAAAACAGACAUUUAUGUGACAAGUUUCGGGCCUGUCUCUGAUGUUGAAAUGGAGUACACCAUGGAUGUGUUCUUCAGACAGACAUGGGUUGACAGGAGGCUGAGGUAUGAGGGUCCUAUUGAGAUCCUCCGACUCAACAACAUGAUGGUCGCCAAUGUGUGGACUCCUGACACCUUCUUCAGGAAUGGCAAGAAGUCUGUGGCACACAACAUGACUGCCCCCAACAGGUUGUUCCGCAUCAUGAAGAACGGCACGAUUCUUUACACCAUGAGGUUGACUAUCAGUGCAGAGUGUCCCAUGAAGCUUGUGGACUUCCCCAUGGAUGGACAUGCAUGCCCUCUCAAGUUUGGAAGCUAUGCAUACCCUAAAACAGAGAUGAUUUAUACCUGGACCAAAGGACCACAGUAUUCAGUGGAGGUUCCCCCAGAAUCAUCCAGCCUAGUGCAGUAUGAUCUCAUUGGCCACACUGUCAGCAGUGAGGAGGUCAAGUCAAUCACAGGUGAAUACGUGGUGAUGACAGUGCACUUCCACUUGAAGCGGAAAAUGGGCUACUUCAUGAUUCAGACGUAUAUCCCCUGCAUCAUGACAGUAAUCCUCUCCCAAGUGUCCUUCUGGAUAAAUAAAGAAUCAGUCCCGGCUCGAACGGUUUUCGGCAUCACCACGGUCCUGACCAUGACCACGUUAAGCAUCAGCGCGCGCCACUCCCUCCCCAAAGUCUCCUACGCCACCGCCAUGGACUGGUUCAUUGCCGUGUGCUUCGCCUUUGUCUUCUCGGCUCUCAUAGAGUUCGCUGCCGUCAACUACUUCACCAAUGCAGAGAUGGAGAGACUGAAAAGGAAGCCGCCAAAAUGCCCGCCGGCGCCCCAAACAACCCCAGUGAAAGUGAAGGAUAUGGAGGAAGUUCUGCAGCAUAACCCUGACACCAAUGGUAACCUGCGGAAACGGAUGAACUAUAUGUCCCAGCAAGAUGGCCAGAAAGCCGAGUCAAACAGCACAGCAGCGGCAAGAGGGGUAACCAGGAACCAACCCCAGUCUGGCCAAUCAUCUUCAUCUAAGGGGGCACCUGGCGGCGCCAUCAUCCUACCACACUCCAGCCCCGGCCCCGCCAGCCAACCCAACACUUCCUCCUUGACCCUGUCUGCCAUGAACACGCCCCUGGCUCCACCCACAAGUGAAAAAGCAAUGACAACACCAGCCAACCAGAGCCAGCCCACAGCUGACUCCUCGCUCCGGGACCUUCUAGGACCCAGACUGGAGCACAUUCAGAUGAUGGGCAAAAAUGAGCCCAAGCAGUCGCCAUGCUCCCAGCCGACCACCGCCAGUAUGGGUGGGACCAGUAAAAUCGACAAGUAUGCCCGCAUCCUGUUCCCGGUGUCCUUUGGCGCAUUCAACAUGGUGUACUGGGUGGUUUACUUGUCAAAAGAUACCAUGGGAGGCCAAAUUUAGAGGCCAAAUCUAGUUUCUAGCUCCUCUUGGGGUCAUUUUGGGAAUCCUUUUCUACAAAAUGUAAAAUGACAGGAGAAAAAGAGCUUUGGAGACAUGGGAGAUUAAAUCAUUUUUCAACUAACAAGGAAACCAAAUAUGCUGGACAAGAGCCUUAAAAAGAUUACACCCAGGAAUACUAAUCUCAGCACAUCUGUUUGUUUCAUUUCCGAGAGGUCUUCUGAGAAUGAGCAUGGUAACAAAACCAUAAAACCAUUUUUAAAAAUGUCUGAUUCAAACAAAUAUCACAACUAUGGCUAUAUCCAAUAUGCAAUACAGUAACGGUUUGUAACAGUUUGAUGGAUUGGUUAGUUGUUUUAAUGUUAGUGAGUGCAACACCUGAUCUUAGCGUAAACAGCUAAUAGGUCCCUCUAGUCUUGGCAGGCAUUGCUCCAAUGACAAAGGAUAAGGACAAUAUCACUGAAGACGAGCUGGACACACAAGUCGCAAGGUGUCGGGCAUAUGAACAAGAAGAUUUUGGGUGUACUUUCUCCCUUACUGAUGACCAGAAGUAAAUGACUGGGUAUGUUGUCAUUUGUUCUGGUAUCAAAAGUAGAUACACUUUUGUCCACUCAAGUCUAAUUUGCGCUCCCAAGUCUGUGCAGCAAACCUCGACCAAGCUUUGUUAAAUAGCAUAGAAUGAGGAUACCAAAUACCAUAGGUGCUGGCCUAUUUACUUCACUCAGUACCCUACAAACAACAUUUCCAGGGGGGUAACGUUCAUCUAAGCCCCAUUAGUUCCCUCCAAAAACAUUCUAGGAAGUCUUUGUUUGAACGUUCAACUCUGGAACGAUGAGCUUUUUUUUUAACAUUGUCAGUUUCUGGAACAUUGUGUACUAAUGUAUUCAAUCAAAAUUCUUCCUUCGUGUUAAUUUACAAAGGAACAUAUUGUAGGAACCCUUUGGUUUGGGAACGUUUCCUCUGAGUUCGGGAGUGUUUAUUUGUGAGCAAAUGUGGGGCCUGAUUCAUACGGUUUUGUCCGCUACCUGUUAUUGUUAUUGUGCAUCAUGUGUGCAGAGGAAGAGUCAUUCCCCAUAACCAAAUUCCUACUAUUAAAUGUAGAAUGCCGUGCACUACCAUGAGUCCAUCGGGACACGCCCAGAAGUUCUGUUGGUUACCCACUGGGCGCACGACGUCAUUUCAACAUGGAAAUGUUGGUAGUAUUUGGUUGAGACGUUGAUCAAUAAGAUUUCAACCUUUAUUCACCCACUCAAAAAGAAAGCCAUGAGUUUGUUGAAUUCCCAAUGUGUUAUCACUAUGCUUUUGAAAUCAUCUAAAAGCACAACCAAAUUCCAAUGGGAAAAACAAUGUCGGAUUUUUGGUUUAGUUGUCAUCUAAAUGUGUUAUUAGUGCACUUUCAGCCAUUUAAAAAGCAGAACAAAGUUCAAAUGAAAAUACAAUGUUAGAUGUUGUAUUUAUACAAGAACUUCAUGUGUUAUCACUGUGCUUCAUCUAAUAGCAGAACCGAAUGACCUGGGUUGCAGUUGAGAUGACAUGAAAAGUACAUGAUGCAGGUGAUGCUGGUUGAGAUUCUGCGCAGAUUAUUAUAGCAAUUGUGAAGAUCUCCACAGACCAGCGACCUUUGCAUGCUGUCUUGAACAUGCACGCUUUCUAUGAUUACAGAAGACAUUUAGUAACAGUAACCUCAAUGUGGCCAUGGAUGUGUUACUCAUAUUAGGUUAAAUAAAUACUGUUAC
This is a messenger RNA of Oncorhynchus mykiss (rainbow trout), 3786 nucleotides long. The record is from RefSeq and is a predicted model, not a curated record. Lineage: Eukaryota; Metazoa; Chordata; Actinopteri; Salmoniformes; Salmonidae.